CUGACGUUUAUUCAAACGAUCAUGGAAACUGGACGUUUGUCAUGAGAAUUCGUGUGAGUAAUUCAAGAUGGAAGACGGUGACAAUAAAGCGAACGUUGGGUUGGAUAAAGAGAAAAAGUCGUACGCCGGAAUACCGGAGGCGGAUUUUGUAGACGAUGUUGACGCAUUUAUGGCAAAACCCGAAAAUGAAUCUGCAGACAAGGUACUUCAAAUGCUGGAUGAAAACCAUGGCAAAUAUAAAUUCAUGGAAUAUAACUUGGUCAACAAAAGGAGACGGCUGAAGGCACAGAUUCCUGAUUUGGAAAGAUCAUUGGAAAUGAUUAAAAAAUUACAGUUAGAAAAAGACAACAGCAAAGAUCUAGAAACUCAAUUCCUUUUGUCGGAACAAGUUUUCGCGAAAGCUGUUAUUCCACCCACCGACAAAGUAUGCUUAUGGUUAGGAGCAAAUGUUAUGCUAGAAUAUACUUUAGAUGACGCACAAGAAAUGUUAACAAAAAAUAUUGAAGCAGCAAAGAGAAAUUUAGGCUAUGUUGAGCAUGAUUUAGACUUUGUUAGAGAUCAGUUUACAACAACAGAAGUAAAUAUGGCGCGCAUUUAUAAUUGGGAGGUUAAACGCAGGCAGGCUGCCUGCACGAAAAUAAUGCCUAAGCACUAAGUGGUUACUCACACUGUCAAGAAAAAAGUCUGUGAACAAAAAGUGCUGUCAGAAAAUGAUGGAAAAUAAAGGACUCAAACAUCUUUAGGUUGUAGGCUAGAUAACCAAUAUUUAUGUAUAUUACCACAAACACAUCUGAAUUCUAACUUAACAUAUGUUUCAUCUACUUACAAUAUCUUUUACUAUAUCUAUCAUAAGCUUAACUUGUCUAAUAAGUUCCGUUGUCUCUGCAGAAAAAGUACACGUACUUUGUAUAAAAAUAAAAUAAUACAUUUGGUGCAUUAUAAAA
This is a messenger RNA of Hylaeus anthracinus, 944 nucleotides long. RefSeq names its product prefoldin subunit 3 (gene mgr). The record is from RefSeq and is a predicted model, not a curated record. Gene Ontology annotation, molecular function: tubulin binding. Gene Ontology annotation, cellular component: prefoldin complex; cytoplasm. The coding region runs from base 68 to 655 and encodes 195 amino acids. The transcript has 3 exons. Gene Ontology annotation, biological process: protein folding; microtubule-based process; tubulin complex assembly. NCBI's taxonomy places the organism in Eukaryota, Metazoa, Arthropoda, Insecta, Hymenoptera, Colletidae.